UUAAUUGCUUGAUUGUGUUCUUCAGAAGGAAGUGAAAACAUACAAAUGUUCUCUUGCUGUAGUUUUAAUUAAGUCUGUGGAUUUUCUUUAUUCUGCAAGUUAUCCUGCUAUCUUUCUUGCUCGUCAUUAACAUGUUUUGGCAGAAAGAUUGAAUCAAUCUGAAGCUUCACAUGUAAUGUUUUUGAACCUCUCCCAUACAUUCUCUUGGCUCCUGGAAUUCCACAUCAUCCAGGAAAAACUCAGUCAUAGUUAGACUUAAUUCAGAAGACAACAAAGCCCCAAAAGGGACUUCCAAGCUCAGCUGCCACAUGAUUGACACAAACAUUCAAGCUGAUGCCAAAUGUUCUUUUCAAUGCCACUUGUCCUGCUCUGAUUGGUCCAAGCCAAAAAACUCAAGGAAGGAUGUAUAUCCAGAAUCUGAGGCUUUGGAUGAGCUUUAGAAUUUUGUGGUGUGGCUUCAUGCAGUAAUCUUAUAUGAAUACUUCCACUCCAAAACAAUGCUCAUUAUCUUUUUCCAUUCACGGCCACAGAAAUGGAUGCAUCAUGCUUCCUCACCUCCAAAUCCUUCACUAAUGGCAGAGCUUUGGUCCCUUCUUUCAAGGCCGGAUAUGCUUCUUUGUGUCGGAAGAGAUGCUACCGUCAUUAUUCACAGUUAGUAUCUUGCAAAAUCCAACCUUCAUCACAAGAUGAUAACUAUGAACCAUCAUCCGUUGAGCCUGAUUGGCGAUCCUUCCGAGCAAGGCUAGUUGCCGGAGAACAAGCAUCAAGAAUAGCAAUGCCGCCAACAAGUACACCCGCUCUUGAUGCUAAUGAAGAUCAAAACUCUACACCUUUCAGCAUUGGAGAUAAAUGGGCACACCCGCUACAUGAACCGGAAAAAGGCUGCCUACUAAUUGCCACCGAAAAACUCAACGGAGUCCACAUAUUCGAACGCACUGUCAUACUACUACUCUCCACAGGACCAAUAGGACCGUCCGGGAUCAUACUAAACCGGCCAUCGCUUAUGUCUAUCAAGGAAACACACUCUAGAGACCGAGACAUCGCAGGGACAUUUUCCGACCGGCCAUUGUUCUUCGGAGGGCCAUUAGAGGAGAGUCUAUUCUUAGUAGGACCUCAAGUGAAGGAAGAAGGUGUAGAAAAGAGUGGUGUGUUUAUGGAAGUGAUGAAAGGGUUGUAUUAUGGUACAAAAGAGAGUGUAGGUUGUGCUGCAGAGAUGGUGAAGAGAAAUGCAGUUAAAGUUAAUGAUUUCAAGUUCUUUGAUGGAUAUUGUGGUUGGGCAAAGGAACAAUUGAGAGAAGAGAUAAGAGCAGGGUAUUGGACUGUUGUUGCAUGUAGUCCUAGUGUUUUUGAGCUUAGUAGUGUUGGUCUUUGGGAGCAAAUUCUUAGCCUUGUUGGACAGAGGAAGGUGUGGUAGAUUUUUAAGAACGUUAUCCAUAUUUUCUGGGUAUAAUGAGUGUAGUGUAUAUGAUACUAUUUUGUGUUAACAUUAGAUGUAUCAUGUAUGGUUGAUGUGUGUUUGUACAGUUUGUAUUUCAUAUUUUCAAAGGUACUUAUUUUAUUGUUU
Molecule: messenger RNA, 1564 nt
Organism: Dioscorea cayenensis subsp. rotundata (Guinea yam)
Lineage: Eukaryota; Viridiplantae; Streptophyta; Magnoliopsida; Dioscoreales; Dioscoreaceae
Product: UPF0301 protein Plut_0637
Exons: 2
Coding region: 533-1414 (293 amino acids)
Source: RefSeq, a predicted model, not a curated record